AUGAGGGCCACUAUCGCCAGUCUGGUUUCGAGCGCCCUGCUGCUCACCCAGCAAGCGGCUGCUGACUGGACCUACAGGAAGUGGAAUGGGGCCAACUAUGCCUGCAAGUGCCAUCCUGGUGACCCGUGCUGGCCCAGCACUCUCCAGUGGAACUCGUUGAACGCAACUGUUGGAGGCAACUUGCAAGUCAGCAUUCCGCCGGCUGCGUCUUGCUACAACACCUUCCAGGGCCUUCUCGGAAAUAUCAGCACCUACAAUGCGGCUCAGUGCGGCGAUGUCCAGGCGAACUAUACCAGCGAGCAGUGGCAGAUCGAUCUUCCUACUGCUGAACUAUGGACAUAUUCCACCAACGACACCUGCAGGCCUACCACCAACCCUACUGAUUCUUGCACCGGCGGCUACUUCCCUACCCUCUACAUCAAGGCUAAGACCAUCGCCCAUAUCCAGGCUGGUGUCCUCUUUGCCAAGAACAACAACCUGCGCCUGAUCAUCCGCAACACUGGCCAUGACUUCCUUGGCAGAUCCGUCGGCUGGGGUGCCCUCGUUAUCAACACUCACGGCUUCAAGGACAUCAGCCUUACCAACAGCUACAGGGGUGCCUGCAACUACACUGGUUCUGCCAUUACUGUCGGUGCCGGUGUUCAGGCCUUUGAGGCUCUCAAGAAGCUCAACUCGCUGAGCCCGCCCAAGAUUAUGGUAACCGGAGAGUGCGCUACUGUCGGUGUUGCUGGUGGUCUCGUCCAGGGUGGUGGCCACGGUCCUCUGACCAACUUCUACGGCUUCCUUGCCGAUACCGCUCUCGAGUUCAAGGUCAUCACUGCUGAUGGCGUUCUGCGAACUGCCAACGCCACGACCAACCCCGACCUCUUCUGGGCUCUCAGGGGUGGCGGCCCUUCUGCUUUCGGUGUCAUCGUCCAGGCCACCUACAAGACCUUUAACGAUUACUCCAGCUCCGGCACCACCUUCGCCCUCGGUCCUGCCAAUGUCAACAACAACGAGACCCUCUGGUGGGAUGCCAUCGCCAAGUUCCACAGCUACUCCAACCGCUUCGUCGACAACGGCCUGUACGCCUACUACGAGGUCUACCCCGGCAUGACCUUCCGCGUCCACCCCAUCGUCGGCGUCAACAAGACCGCCGUCCAGCUCGAGGCUGUCCUCCAGCCGCUUUUCGACGACUGGACCGCCAUGGGUCUCACCUUCGACAAGACCACCACCACCUACAGCACCUUCUACGAGCUCUACAACGCCCUGUUCGAGUCCGAGGUCGCCGGUAACUCCGCCCUGACCGGCGGCUGGGCCUUCGGCAAGACCGACGUCGCCAACAACAACGCCGGCAUCAUCGACGCCUUCAAGAACGUACAGAAGAACGGCGCCGUCCUCGUCGGCCACAUGUGGAACGGCGGCCACGGUCUCCCCCAGAGCCAAUGGGCUGACAGCGCCAUCAACCCCCGCUUCAGGAACGUCAGCGACAAGCUCAUCACCAUCCUUCCCCUCUCCGGCAACGCCCCCAUCGCGGAGAAGGAGGCCGCUCAGCGUGUCCUUACCGACAUCAUCGAUGGCGGUCUCAGGGCUGCUGGUCCCAACGGUGCUGCCUACGUCAACGAGGCUGAUCCCUUCCAGCCUAACUGGCAGACUGCCUUCUGGGGCACCAACUACCCUAAGCUUCUCCAGCUGAGGCAGAAGUGGGAUCCCAGUGGUGUCUUUUACUCUGUCUCUACUCCUGGUACGGAGAAGUGGGAGCAGAUUGAGUAUGGUACCAGGCUUUGCAAGAAGCUUUAA
This is a messenger RNA of Neurospora tetraspora, 1779 nucleotides long. RefSeq lists its product as uncharacterized. Gene Ontology annotation, molecular function: oxidoreductase activity; FAD binding. Lineage: Eukaryota; Fungi; Ascomycota; Sordariomycetes; Sordariales; Sordariaceae. The transcript has 3 exons. Bases 1 to 1779 code for a protein of 592 amino acids. The record is from RefSeq and is a predicted model, not a curated record.